Chara braunii is the source of this 898-nucleotide messenger RNA. The record is from the annotation of a GenBank genome assembly. Lineage: Eukaryota; Viridiplantae; Streptophyta; Charophyceae; Charales; Characeae.
GGAGUAUCUGCUACCAAACUAAUGCUAGCAACCAUUAAUUAUUAAAAAUAAUUUCAUUAAAUCAAUUUAAAUGCAUAUUUUUUCACGGAUGCAGAUUUUCGGUGAGGUUGCGGAGGGGCUGGACACACUCAUGCGGAUUAAUGAUGCGUUCUGCGAUGAGAAAGGUCGACCUUUUAAGAUCAUCAGGAUCAGGCGCACUCACGGCGAAGAUGUUCGGCUCGAGGAAGACUGGAAGCCGUUGGAUGAGACAAAAACCGGGGAGGAGAUCGAAGAGAUGAUCAGGAAGAAAGAAGCGCACUCACGUGCUGUGGUGCUGGAGAUGAUCGGCGACAUCCCAGAUGCGGAAAUGAAGCCCCCAGAGAAUGUGCUCUUUGUCUGCAAGCUUAACCCAGUUACACAGGAGGAUGACUUGGAAAUCAUUUUUUCACGCUUCGGGAAAGUGACAUCGGAUGCCACCUGUAUCCAGAUUGUGAACAUCCUCUGCAUCCAGAUGCAGUAUGUAUCAUCUGUGCCUACGGGCGCUAUAGCGAAUGUGAACUUAACUGUGAUGGUGAACGCCCCACGAUCGUCAUGGCCUGCAACCGGCAUGUCCUCUGCUGUGCAUGCUUCAGAGGUAUGGUUGAUGCUAGCCUUCCGGGCUCCUGCUGUGACGAAGUUGCUUACCUGAAUGGUUUUCGUCCUAUAGAUCAGCGGGAGGGCUGCUACCAUCACCCACAUCCUUAUGAUAGUUGUCCUAUCUGUCGUGAGGGUCUUACUUAGACGGACCUUGCACCCUGACAAAAAUGUGCAGGUGCACUGAAAAGAGUGUACAAGAAUGUGCAAAGAUGGGAAACCCUUCACGUGUGGAGACACUAAAACUGCAAAACAGUGAAGAAUGCAGUAAAGUGUCAUUUUACUU